Dioszegia hungarica is the source of this 978-nucleotide messenger RNA. RefSeq lists its product as uncharacterized. The record is from RefSeq and is a predicted model, not a curated record. Gene Ontology annotation, cellular component: mitochondrion. The coding region runs from base 1 to 978 and encodes 325 amino acids. Gene Ontology annotation, molecular function: (3R)-hydroxyacyl-[acyl-carrier-protein] dehydratase activity. Lineage: Eukaryota; Fungi; Basidiomycota; Tremellomycetes; Tremellales; Bulleribasidiaceae. The transcript has 3 exons.
AUGGUGUCCGCCAAGGUCGCCCGCACCCUCGGCAGCAUCCGCUGUCAGAGCUCCUCGUCUCGCCUCGCUCCUGCACCGGAGAUAGCAGCCUGGAUCGAGCGCAUCACCAGUCGCUCCGCCGAGGUGACUUACGAUGACAUUGACGAUCGGCGCGCGUCCCAGCUACGGAGGACCUUACCUACGCGGCUAGGGCCAAAAGGCGGACUGGACCUGCCGGAUAAGGGGACACUACCCAAGGCGCAUCAUUUGGCUUACUUCCAGCCGGGCAGUCUGCUGACUGAGCUGGGAGAGGAUGGGUCUUCGACAGAAUACAAUGCGCCCGCACCGUACCUCCGCCGAAUGUGGGCCGGAGGGUCGUUCGAAUGGCCAUCUGACCCUCAGACCGCCCUCCGGAUAGGCGAGCGAGCAACUCAAGCGAACAGUGUCGCUUCGGCAGAGUUCAAGAGCGGCAUGAUCUUUGUCAAUCAGAAGAGGGAGCUGUAUCAUGAUGAUCCAAGGGAGUGGGCGGUGAGGGAAAUCAGGACGCACGUCUUCCGGCGAGAAGUAUCCGGGAACGAAGCUGUCAAGGCUAGGGCUAAGAAGGAAGCCACUUCCGCCACGCCCCCCGCUGCUCCCAGCCACACCUUCACCUACACCCCUACCGCCCCACUCCUCUUCCGCUACUCUGCCCUCACCUACAACGCCCAUCGGAUACACUAUGACCGCGACUGGUGCAAGUCGGUCGAGAACCACCAGGACCUGGUCGUUCAUGGUCCCUUGACGGCGACACUCCUCGUUGAGCUCGCAGAGCGCGUCGCGCUGGAUACGGGAACACAUCUAAGGCGGUUUGAGUAUCGGGCGACGAGUCCGAUGUAUGUGGACAGGGAUAUUCUCAUGGAGGCCACACCGAUGGAGGGGCAGGAAGGAAAGGUGGAGAUGACGGCCAAGCAGGAAGGAAGGGUUGGAAUGAGGGCGGUGGCUACUUUUGAGGCAGUCUAG